CGCGCGCUACACAAACUAUUUUCACACCGAGCUCAGAUUCAGCUAACGUCGCGAGAAGCAGAUAUAACAGACACGGCAGUUACGAUAGAUAUUCUUCCAUAUUAUGAUGUUAUCCUGAUCGACUUUACAGUUUUAAUCGUAUGCAAUUAGCCAUUCAAAUUUUGCAUUUAUGCAUUAAAGAUCGGAUAAUAUGGCAGCAACAGGAGGCAAACCUGGUGUAGCGACUGCUGUCAGUGCUGGAUACGUGUCAAAAUCUGAAGCAGGGCCAGGGAAAAGAACAUCUUAUUGGAAGACAAACACAAGCAAAGUUCCCGGAAGCAUCAAACCUGUACACGCUACACACAUGUCAACAGAUGUAAUACAACAUCAACCUAAAGGUAGGAGCUCUCCAAACAAAUCCAAGAAUAAGAAAGACUCGUUUGCUGAUUUUGAUGACAGUACUUCAGAUGCAUGGGAAGUGAAUGAUGAUGAACUAAUAUUAAUGACUUCAAGAAAGUUGUCUGUUGAGGUACAUGGUACUACAGUCCCAGGAUUAGUACAUGUUAGAUCUCAUAGAUCAGAUAGACAUAUAGUGGACAAUGUAGAUGAGAAGACCCAGGAUAGUAGUAAUCCAUCAAGUGUGCCUUCAUUGCAGAAAACAGAGAGAACUGAGUCAGAUGUGUCAUUACCAAACCAGACUAAAGUUGAAGCCAAUACAAGUAGUGAAUUACAAAGAGAUGAACAGUCAUCACUGAAAGCACCACGUCCAUCCUCACCUAUUAGAAUAUCAACCAUCCCAUUUUCAAAUAAAACAGAUGAAAAAGCAGAAAAAUUCUGGGUUGUACUCUCUACACCAAACAUGGAAAUGGAGACUUUACGAAAGCAUAGCUGGGCUGGAAUACCUAAUACAGUACGUCCCAUUGCAUGGAAAAUCUUGUCAGGCUAUCUGCCAGCUAAUUUAGAGAGAAGACAAGCAACAUUAGACAGGAAACGAGAGGAGUAUUUUGGAUUUGUAGAUCAGUACUAUGAAACAAGAAAUGAUGCCCAACACAAGAAUAUGUUCCAUCAGAUUCACAUUGACAUUCCACGGACCAAUCCCUUAAUUCCUUUAUUCCAAGAACCAGUUGUCCAAGAGAUCUUUGAAAGGAUAUUGUACAUCUGGGCCUUAAAGCAUCCAGCUAGUGGUUAUGUUCAAGGAAUUAAUGAUCUUGUUACUCCAUUUUUUGUAGUAUUCCUGUCGCAACACAUUGGUGGAGAGGAUAUUGAGAAAGUGGAGAAGUACAAGGGCAUUAACAAACUGUCAAAACAGAUUCUUCGUGAGAUCGAGGCUGAUAGUUUCUGGUGUAUGAGUAAGCUGUUAGAUGGUAUACAGGAUAAUUACACCUUUGCUCAACCCGGUAUACAGCUCAAAGUUGCACAACUGAAAGAACUUAUACAGAGGAUAAAUGCUCCACUACACAAGUAUCUCAUGGACAACCAGUUAGAUUAUCUUCAAUUUGCCUUCCGUUGGAUGAAUAAUCUACUAAUGAGAGAGUUCCCUCUCACAUGUACUGUACGACUCUGGGAUACAUAUAUGAGUGAACCAGAAGGCUUUGCAGUAUUCCAUCUUUAUGUGUGUGCUGCUCUUCUGGAAAUGUUCUCAUCCAGGAUUAUGAAUGAAAAAGAUUUCCAGGGCACAAUGCUUUUUCUUCAGAACUUACCAACCCAUAACUGGGGUAAUAAGGACAUUAGUCUACUGGUAGCAGAGGCAUACAAGCUGAAGUACAUGUUUGCAGAUGCACCAAGACAUCUCAAUCAACAAACUAAACGAUGAGAACUUGCCAAUAGAUUUAUAUCUUUUGAUGUUUAAAUUAAUCAUGAAUAUUUUUAUGACAUAAAAUUAUUUGAUUAAUGAAGUUGAGGUAUUAUGGUGCUGCUUGUACAGGUCUCACAUGAUUUAUAACAUCUCAUACAGGUAAACAUAUAUGAAAAGUAAAAUUGGUCAUGUCUGCCAUAGAUGAAAAUCAGUGACGAAACCCUUUAAUGGAACAAUACUUAGGAAUAUGAAGACAAUUCCUAUUAUCCGUAGGAGAGUCAGUUAAUGUUUGCUUGAGAACUAAAAUGGUAUUUUGCCAUCAGAAUACAGGUUUCCUCUGUGAAUGUAUCACACUACCCUAUGCUUUAUUACAUCAUAGAGUGUGUUUAUACAGAGAAUCAAAUUCAAGCUCAUGCUGGCUCAUUCAAGAGUUUCCUAUACAUAACAUGGUGGGGAAAAAUGGUGAAUGCCAGCAUAUAUGCCUUGUUUGUACAGAUGUAAAAUAUUUCAAGUCCAUUCUCCUGAGGUCGACAAGAACACACUUGU
Molecule: messenger RNA, 2320 nt
Organism: Lytechinus variegatus (green sea urchin)
Lineage: Eukaryota; Metazoa; Echinodermata; Echinoidea; Temnopleuroida; Toxopneustidae
Product: TBC1 domain family member 22B-like
Exons: 11
Coding region: 191-1792 (533 amino acids)
Biological process (GO): activation of GTPase activity
Molecular function (GO): GTPase activator activity
Source: RefSeq, a predicted model, not a curated record